AAUCCAGAGUUCCUGACUGCUUCUGAAGCCGCUGAGAAAUUACGUGAUUUUAAGUUAAGGUGAGUUCCACAAUGUUUUUUCUCUCCUUAAUACUAUUACAGAUAUAGGAUGAUGCCUCAAAGGAUUCGCCCCUCAAAUAUACACCCUCGUUUUUGAGAGGAUUUAAGAAGCCCCGUUUCACCAUGCAUUUAUAAUGGAGAGAAGCAUGUAUACUCAUAUGAUUUAUUAAAGGAACACCGAAUGGUUUUCCGUGCAGGAUCCAUGUACGAGGGAUGUCGCGAGACUUUCGGAAAGCGUAAUAAUACUCGAGCCGGGCAACAUCCCAAGUGCAUGGAUCACGCUAUCCUGCUUGGAAAACCAUUUGGUAAUUGUUUUAUAAAAUAACUACAGUGAAACAAUAACAUUUUGAGAAUCCCGCGAAGGCAUUUUAAUUCCUCGUGCAGGAUAGCCUGAUCCUGCACGGCUAUUGACCAAUCAAAUUGCGUGUUUCACUGUAGUUAUUAUAUAAUAAUUUUUCACGGUAUAAUGGAUACCGUGUUUUCAUUUUUGCAAGUAUGUUAAUGUUGAAUAUGUUUGCUGGAAUUAACAGUACACUGUAUAUGUUUGAAUAAGGUUCUAUAUUAUAUUAUAUCAUUAUAUAGCGUAGAGCCCUUUGGGUAAAUCAAUCGUCUCCAUACCUUCCAACAUGUCUGAUAUAUAGACAAGGCCUGGGUGUCUUUAUAGGCAGCGUUUACACUGUACCGUUUUCGUAGCGUUCUCGUAUUGUUCUUAAUCCUCAAGGGAACGCAAGACAAUAGUCUAGUUCUCUCGAACAAUACGAGAACGCUACGAAAACGGUACAGUGUAAACGCUGCCAUAGAGGAUGUAUGGUACCUGCUAAAUUUAUAUACAGGGUGUCUCAAAUGGAAAUUCACUAACAAGCUGCCGUGCAUCAUAAACGUGGCUAUAAACAAUUCGAUUUUUACAUAGGACGAAAGAACAGUUAUAUAGCUUUUCAACGAUACUCUUUUAAAAUCGCAACGAUGAGAAAUGGCCUGCACAUACUCGCCAAAUAAAAAUUGCCGGUCGAAAUCACAUUCUUCCACCGUUGGGAAUUGCAUAGAAAACGAAACAUAGACAAUUCCCAAGAGGGAAUUAAAAGUGAAUGUUAAAUUAUCUAAAAUGAGCUCAACUCGUCAAUCUUUGUCUUAGUGAGACAAUAAGAACGUCCAUUAAACAUGGUUCAAUUAACCACUGAAAAGAGAACAUUCGUAGUCAAAACGUUUUACGAAACAAAUAGCUUGCAGCAGACUGGCGUUGCUUUUGGAUUGAUUAACUUUGCAUAAUUAAUGUAUUUUCAAUUCCCAACGGUGGAAGAAUUUGAUUUCGACUGGCAAUUUUUAUUUGACGAGUAUCUGACCAUUUCUCAUCGUUACGAUUUAAAAAUUAUAUCAUUGAAAAGCUAAAUAACAGCUCUUUCGUCCUAUGUAAAAAUUGAAUUGUUUAGCCACGUUUAUGAUGCACGACAGCCUGUUGGAUUUCCAUUGCGUUUUGGGGGGUCACCCUGUGCUUUUAAGGUGGCUCCAUACAGUUUCUUGAAAAGUGGAAAGGACGUAUUUCAGACCAAACAUUUUUGCACAUUGAUAUUUUAAUAGAAGAAUGAAACCAGAUGUCUUGUAUAAAACAGUAUUUUGAGAAUCAGAAACUGUAACGGAAAAGUCCGUAACUGUGGUUACUAUGGCAACAAUGACGUUUCAAAAUGGCUGCUAAUUUGCAUUUGAACUAGUUUAAUUCUUCUAGUAUGAGCAAUAAUUUUCAAAAAAUUCUGUGGAUCCAAAAAUUUUUGUCAGGAAUAAACACGUUUUUUCGAUUUGAAAAAUUUUGGAUCUACAGAAUUUUUUUAAGAAUUGUCCUAAUAAUUGCUCAUACUAGAAGAAAACUUUAAAUAAAAGCUGGGGGUCACCGACGUUGUUUUCGAAUUAAACUAGUUCAAAUGUAAAUUAGCAGCCAUUUUGAAACGUGAUUGUUGCCAUAGUAACCACAGUUACGGACUUUUCCGUUACAGUUUCUGAUUCUCAAAAUACUGUUCUAUACAACACAUCUGGUUUCAUUGUUCUAUAAUAAUGUCAAUAUACAAAAUUUUUUGGUCCGAAAUGCGUCUUUUCCACUUUUCAAGAAACUGUAUGGAGCCACCUUAAGCUGAAGCUAUCUUCGGUAAGGCGUGUUAUAAUAUAACCUGCUUCUUGUAUAUUAGACUUCAAUAUGUUGGCCAACGUUGUCAGAUGUAUAUCAAACAACUCAAAAUGGCGUUGAAUGAAAAAUCAGGCAAAAAAGACGAAGAAUAUAAAGUCAAAGUGAUAGCUCUGCGAACAACAUCUAAUAUUCAUACUUUAAUAAAG
Messenger RNA from Paramuricea clavata, 2378 nucleotides. The record is from the annotation of a GenBank genome assembly. NCBI's taxonomy places the organism in Eukaryota, Metazoa, Cnidaria, Anthozoa, Malacalcyonacea, Plexauridae.